GGGAUUCUCAAUAAAAGUGCCGUCAUCACCAAUCCAAUUUAACAGAUCAGAAAACAGAAACCCUAAUCCAACAAUUUCAGAGAGUUGAGAGCAAUCGAAGAAGUAUAAGAAGAAGAGAGAUUCUGAGCUCGCUUGAGGGAGAGAGAAAUAUAAGAGAAGAGUGAAAUGGGAAAGAAGAAGAAGAGAGUAUCGUCGAAGGUGUGGUGCUAUUACUGUGAUCGUGAAUUCGAUGACGAGAAGAUUCUAGUGCAGCAUCAAAAGGCCAAGCACUUCAAGUGUCAUGUCUGUCACAAGAAGCUCUCCACUGCUGGUGGGAUGGCCAUCCAUGUCCUCCAGGUUCACAAAGAGAGCGUCACCAAGGUUCCCAACGCAAAGCCUGGAAGAGAAUCAACUGAUAUUGAAAUAUACGGCAUGCAAGGGAUCCCACCGGAUAUCUUAGCUGCACACUAUGGAGAAGAAGAAGAAGAGGCACCGUCAAAAGUUGCCAAAGUGGAUGUUCCAUCUGCUCCGCUCGUUGGUGGUGUAGUGCCAGGAUCAUUGGGUGUUGGAUAUUCUCCACAAACUUUAGGUGGAAUACAGCCAAUUUACAAUUCUGCUGUGCCAGUCCCUCCUGCUGGUUGGCCACUUCCUCCUCGGCCACAGCCAUGGUUCCCACAACCUCCUGCUGUUUCAAUUCCACCUCCUGCUCCAGUUGGAUAUGCACAACAGCCAUUGUUUCCAGUGCAAAAUGUAAGGCCUCCUCUGCCCUCAUCUACAGCACCUGCACAAGUGGCUCCUCCUGGACUGCCUUCAUCUGCACCGCCUAUUCCUGUCUCACAACCAUUAUUUCCUGUUGUUAACAAUAAUUUGCCUCAAAGUUCACCAUUUUCUGCUCCUUUGCCUUCACCAAAUAUUUCAUCAAGCUCGCCUGCAGAAGUUAAGGGUUCUGUGGAUGUGCAUUCAGGAGCUAACAGUUCUCUGACAACUAGCUUCCAUACAAGUAUUCCAGGGGGGACAUUAGCCAAUUCACAUUCAUAUGCCUCUGGUCCAAAUACUGGUGGGCCUUCUAUUGGACCACCCCCUGUAAUUGCUAACAAAGCUCCUGCAACCCAAGCAGCUGCUAAUGAGGUCUAUUUAGUUUGGGAUGAUGAGGCAAUGUCCAUGGAGGAAAGAAGAAUGUCCUUAGCAAGGUAUCAGGUGCAUGAUGAAACUAGCCAGAUGAGUUCAAUUGAUGCGGCCAUUGACAGAAGGAUACUGGAAAGCAGGCUUGCUGGUCGAAUGGCAUUUUAGAUCAACUAGUGGCUAACAGCGAGGAGCUUCUCUUCACAACUAUCAUUGCUUGGAUCCCGUGAGAGAACGUUCAAAUCAUGUAUGUUGUAUUCUUUAUGAGAAAGUGAGGUAGACCAGAGCCAUUCUUUAGCGUGUAGCAAACAUCCAAUUUUUCUGCUUCUUUUUUCUUUGUUAAUUCAUCAAAAGUCUGUUAGGAUAUACAGAUUUUGAGUUUGCCUAGACAAGCUGGUGCUGAAUUUUUUCUUUUUCAAAUUGCUUCUUUUCUGGGUAACGUUGUAACUUAUUAUAUGAUUUGGUGGUACUGGAAUGAAUUUCCAUUUGUCAUCAAAUUGAAUCA
Messenger RNA from Manihot esculenta (cassava), 1606 nucleotides. Its product is annotated as protein SUPPRESSOR OF FRI 4. Bases 166 to 1269 code for a protein of 367 amino acids. The record is from RefSeq and is a predicted model, not a curated record. Gene Ontology annotation, molecular function: DNA binding. Lineage: Eukaryota; Viridiplantae; Streptophyta; Magnoliopsida; Malpighiales; Euphorbiaceae. The transcript is spliced from 7 exons. Gene Ontology annotation, cellular component: nucleus.